Molecule: messenger RNA, 1653 nt
Organism: Eremothecium gossypii ATCC 10895
Lineage: Eukaryota; Fungi; Ascomycota; Saccharomycetes; Saccharomycetales; Saccharomycetaceae
Gene: AVT3
Product: Avt3p
Exons: 1
Coding region: 1-1653 (550 amino acids)
Biological process (GO): amino acid transmembrane transport
Molecular function (GO): amino acid transmembrane transporter activity
Source: RefSeq, marked provisional
AUGUCGCGCAGAGCAUCGACACUUGGUGGUAGCGUUCCGACAUCGCGCGGAACCGAGGCAGCGAUGGUUGACAUCGUAAGUCGGCACCUGGCGGCGGAGCCGGCCAGCUCGCUGCAGCUGCAAGGGGGUGACAUAACGCGGGAGCUGUACCGGUGGACUGCGGAGCGGCCCGGGAGGCGGCGGUCACACAGCUACGGGGGGUCGCGGGCGCCGUCGGUGCACUCUAUGGGAGCGCGGGACAUGCGGGCGCCCAACGGGUUCCGGAGGAGCUACAUGAUGGAGCGCGGUGGGGUGCUGACGGGCAGUUUCAUGGAGUUCCUGAGCCUUUACGGGCACUUUGCGGGCGAAGACCUGUCGGAGGACGAGGAUGAUGCGCUGGCGGACGCCGCAGUACUGUUCGAGGAGGAGGAGACGCUGCUGCAGGGCCGGCGGCGCAGCUACGGGACGGACAGCGGGGAGGCCGGCGGCGCGUCGGUUUUCCGCACGGUGCUGCUGUUGCUGAAGUCGUUUGUGGGGACCGGCGUGCUGUUUCUGCCGAAGGGCUUCCACAACGGCGGGUGGCUGUUCAGCACGGGGGCACUGGUGUUCUGCGGGGCGGCGUCGUGCGUGUGCUUCAUGCUGCUGAUUGCGGCGAAGGAGCAGGAGGGCGUUGGCGGCUACGGGGACCUGGGGCGGCGUGUGUGCGGCGUGGCGAUGCAGCGGACGGUGCUGGCGUCGAUCGUGCUGUCGCAGCUGGGGUUUGCUGCGGUCUAUGCGGUGUUCACUGCCACCAAUCUGCAGGUCGUGUGCAGCACGCUGUUUGGCUGGCACGCGUCCACCGGGGUAUAUGUUGCUGCGCAGGCCGCAGUGUACCUGCCGCUGGCGCUGACCCGCAGGAUCACGAAGCUGUCUGCCACGGCGCUCCUUGCGGACCUGUUCAUCCUGUUGGGGCUGGUGUACGUCUACUACUUCAGCGCGUCGCAGGUGGUGCAGCACGGCGCAGCGACCGACUCGAUGCUUGCCUUCAACCCGAGCUCGUGGACCGUCUUCCUCGGUACAGCCAUCUUCACGUACGAGGGUGUGGGGCUUCUGAUUCCGAUUCAGGAGUCCAUGCGCAGCCCGGAGAAGUUCCGCCGUUGCCUGCUGUGGGUGAUGGUCGCAGUCACGGCAGUGUUCAUCUCCUUCGGCAUGCUGUGCUACGCCGCGUUCGGAGCCAAGGUCGAGACCGUGAUCCUGCUGAACUUCCCGCAGGACAGCGCACUUGGCACCGGAGUGCAACUCCUGUAUGCGGCUGCCAUAAUGCUCUCGACGCCUCUGCAGCUUUUCCCCGCCAUCAGGAUUCUGGAAAACGUCGUCGUCACCACCUCGCGCUCCGGCAAGUACAGCACGAAGGUCAAGUGGAUCAAGAACUGGUUCCGCGCGCUGGUCGUCGUGCUCAUGCUUGUCCUUGCCUCGCUGGGCUCGAACGACCUCGAUAAGUUUGUCUCGUUGAUUGGCAGCUUCGCAUGCAUCCCAUUGAUCUAUGUAUACCCACCUUUGCUGCACUACGUGGUCUUCCGAGGCACGGGUACCGUUUCCCAAGUUGCGCUAGCGCUUGAUUUGGCGGUGAUGGCCUUUGGGCUCGGCAUUAUGGGCUAUACUACCGUACAAACAGUAGUGCAGUGGUAUGGCUGA